AUGACCCGUCGGAAAGACGGCUCGAAGUCGGGGGAGAGGAGCAACUAUCGUCGGGCGCAGCACCACAUUACGGCGUUUUGGUCGGCGUUUAUGGCUCUGUGUCGCGAGGAAUACUUGAAGGGAACUCCGACGCGAGGUGACACGCCAGUGGAAGAUGACGAGGUGGUCGACGAGGUGAUUCGGUGGAUAGAGGCGCGGGCGAAGGCCCACAAGACUUUCGCUGUGUGGAAGCAGUUCCUCCUCCACGAAUACCCUGCGUACAUCGCCUUCCGAACUGCCCUGCGCACGGGUAACUUCAGGUUGAGGCUUGAUGCCCUUUGCCGUAUCGCCCCCAUAUUUUACAUCACCGUCAAAGACAAGUACCAGUUCCUCGUCGUAGAUCACCUGACGGACGUGUCGCGAGGUAGCCAAUCGUCUCGACAAGACGCUGACGAAAGGGAUCCUUUCAAGCACGAUAGAGAAGCUGGCACCGAUGCCCCAGCUGCGGCGGCGAUCGACUGCUUGAGAGAGAGCCCGGCGUUCAAAGGCGAUGAUGGCAAAGACAAGGUCGUGGCAUUGGACGGGAGAGUCUUUCCACCGGUCAAGUGGCAAGAGAUUCUCAACUCGCACGAUAAGGCUACCGCGAAAUUGCGAGAGUGUGUCCUGAAGAAGAUUUUCUCCAUCCCGGCUAGGAACAGCACCAACAAGGCCACGGAGAGUCAAGGGAGGUCGUCUGCCCUGAAGGAUACCGUCGGCAAUACCCACACGGGGGGUGAAGAGUGGAAGGCAUGGGCACUGAACGUGCUUGAUGCGGCCAGAGAAGGCGGAGGUGUGGUGACACAAGAUCAGAUGCUGAAAAUGGUGGGGUCCAUAGGAGCGGCCACGCCGUACAGCAUGGCCAACGCGACGGGAGGUGAGGGAGAGAGCGUGCGCAUAUCAAACGAAGUAGCCGGUUGGUCCGACUAGACAGAUUAAGUAGGGAAAGGCGUUGUCAUCUCGAGAUUUCGCUCCCAGCCGAAGUCCAUCCACUCUCAACACCCGUGCAUCUGAGUGUUUACCGUAAUCAUCGGGGCCUUGGCACGUAUCGGGGUCUCGGCAGAUAUCGGGGUCUUGGCACAGCGUUUGCGGAAAAUAGCGGGUUCCGAAUGAUUUGCUAGAUUAUCGCACAGGUAUCGGCGUCUCCGCACACGCGCCGAUAUGUGCGGUGAGGUUUAGCGGUAAGUGAUACCCUUUCACCAGCAUCUUGUGCUGGAAAUUCCGGAUACUGUGGGAUCUUGAAUCGCGUGUUCCACUGCUACUGCUGCCCUUGGCACCAUGACGAUGUUAAAAAAUGUGGUAUUUGGACUCUUUGUUCUCUUCUUUUCGUUCUGAAGAAUCAAGAUCGGCA
Messenger RNA from Ectocarpus sp. CCAP 1310/34, 1366 nucleotides. The record is from the annotation of a GenBank genome assembly. NCBI's taxonomy places the organism in Eukaryota, Phaeophyceae, Ectocarpales, Ectocarpaceae.